This is a messenger RNA of Galeopterus variegatus (Sunda flying lemur), 972 nucleotides long. Its product is annotated as olfactory receptor 2T2. Gene Ontology annotation, biological process: G protein-coupled receptor signaling pathway. NCBI's taxonomy places the organism in Eukaryota, Metazoa, Chordata, Mammalia, Dermoptera, Cynocephalidae. Gene Ontology annotation, cellular component: membrane. Gene Ontology annotation, molecular function: olfactory receptor activity; G protein-coupled receptor activity. The record is from RefSeq and is a predicted model, not a curated record. The transcript has 2 exons. Bases 1 to 972 code for a protein of 323 amino acids.
AUGGAUAUGGAGCCUGGUCUGCAGAACUCCACUGACUUCAUCCUCUUGGGCCUCAUCACCCAUCUCAAAUUCCCUGGGUUCAUCUUUGCAGUGGUCUUUGCCAUCUUUGUGGUGGCUGUAACAGCCAAUGUGGUCAUGAUUCUGCUAAUCCAUGUGGAUUCCCACCUCCACACACCCAUGUACUUCUUGCUCAGCCAGCUCUCCAUCAUGGACACUGUUUACAUCUGUAUCACCGUCCCCAAGAUGCUCCAAGACCUCCUAUCCAAGGAAAAGACCAUUUCCUUCCUGGGCUGCUCACUUCAGAUCUUCCUCUACCUGACCCUGAUUGGAGCAGAAUUCUUCCUGCUGGGCCUCAUGGCCUAUGACCGGUAUGUGGCUGUGUGCAAGCCCCUCCGGUAUCCUCUCCUCAUGAACCACAGGAUUUGCUUGUUCAUGGUGGCGGGCUCCUGGGUUGGUGGCUCCUUGGAUGGAUUCAUGCUGACUCCUAUUACCAUGAGUUUCCCCUACUGCGGGUCCCGAGAGAUCAAUCACUUUUUCUGUGAGAUCCCAGCUGUGCUGAAGCUGUCGUGCACAGACACAUCGCUCUAUGAGACCCUGAUGUACACCUGCUGCAUACUGAUGCUGCUCAUCCCUGUAUCCAUCAUCUCUGUCUCCUACACGCUCAUUCUCAUCACUGUCCAUCGAAUGAGCUCUCCUGAGGGCCGGCACAAAGCCUUUGCUACGUGUUCCUCCCAUAUUAUGGUGGUGAGCAUUUUCUACGGGGCAGCCUUCUACACCAAUGUGCUGCCUCAUUCCUACCACACGCCAGAGAAAGAUAAGAUUGUGUCUGCCUUCUACACCAUCCUCACCCCCAUGAUCAACCCACUCAUAUACAGCUUGAGGAAUAAAGAAGUGGCCACAGCUCUAAGAAAAGUGCUGGGGAGAUGUGCUUCCUCCCAGAGAAUCAGAGCAGGGGAAAUGUCCAGGAAAUAA